This is a messenger RNA of Arachis ipaensis, 1377 nucleotides long. NCBI's taxonomy places the organism in Eukaryota, Viridiplantae, Streptophyta, Magnoliopsida, Fabales, Fabaceae. The record is from RefSeq and is a predicted model, not a curated record.
AUGAUUUCUACGGACCCCGUGGUUAAGUUAUACUCAACAUGCUUCAUUGUUAUUGCUUACUUCUUCAUCAGGGGUCCACAGCAAAGGAAAUACCGAGUUGGUAUUGAUAACUUCCUUGUGUUACUGAUUGGCGGAAUUCUUAUUGCAAUGCCAACUGUCCUUUCAGUUACAAUGGCUAUUGGUUCACACAAAUUGUCUCAGCAGGGUGCUAUAACAAAGAGAAUGACUGCAAUGGAAGAAAUGGCCAGAAUGGAUGUCCUAUGCAGUGAUAAAACAGGCACAUUAACUCUCAACAAGCUUACAGUGGACAAGAAUCUAAUUGAGGUCUUUGCUGAUGGAGUUAAUCAGGACAUGGUUGUACUUAUGGCUGCAAGGGCAUCAAGGCUAGAGAACCAAGAUGCAAUUGAUUGUGAUCAGCUUGCAAUUACUAAGGAAACAGGAAGGCGUCUUGGAAUGGGCUCUAACAUGUAUCCUUCUGCGUCGCUGCUAGGAGAAAGCAAAGAUAAUUUUGCUUCUGUUCCCGGCGAUGAUCUUAUAGAGAAUGCAGAUGGUUUUGCUGGUGUCUUUCCUGAGCACAAAUAUGAGAUUGUGAAGAGCUUACAAGCUAGAAAGCACAUUUGUGGGAUGACUGGUGAUGGAGUGAAUGAUGCACCAGCUUUGAAGAUAGCAAACAUAGGUAUCGCUGUAGUAGAUGCAACAGAUGCUGCAAGAAGUGCCUCUAAUACAGUUCUAACAGAACCUGGGUUGAGUGUGAUCAUAAGUGUUGUUUUAACUAGCCGUGCAAUUUUCCAAAGAAUGAAAAACUACACAAUAUAUGAUGUAUCUAUCACCAUCCGUAUUGUGGUUGGCUUUAUGUUACUCACAUGCAUUUGGGAAUUUAACUUUCCUCCCUUUAUGGUUCUUGUCAUAGCCAUUCUCAACGAUGGUAUUACUAUCUGCUCUCAAAUACCAUAUUUAAAAUGCAUUAUUUGGAGGAACCAAAUGGCAUCUUGUGGACAUGGACAUGGCCAAAGAAGAGGUCAGAGAGAUAAUGAAGAACUUGAAACCACUGGAAAUAAUCCGGUAAACUUCAUGGCCGCAUUAGAAAACAUGGUUGCUGCUAUGCAGGCCACAGCUGAGGUACUAGGGCAACAAGCUGGUAAUGGGAAUGGAAGUAACGAUGGUAACGGGUCGAUGACCUUAGCUACAUUUCUGAAAGUAAAUCCACUCAUUUUUUGGGGAACGACGAACCCUACAGAAGAGGACAAUUGCUUUCAGGCUAUGGAGAGAGCUCUACAAGCUCAACAAGUGCCUGAGGACUGGUAUGUUGAGUUCGCCACAUAUCAGUUGAUGACAGAAGCUCAGUUCUGGUGGCAAGGAGCUCAUCGUCUUCUAUAG